GCUUCCGUCUUGUUUUUUAAUGGACUGCGUUUCCCAGAGAUCCCCUUUAUCAUGGUGCUAUUUCAGACCAGCAGAUGGAGCACGACAUGCGCUGGAUCACUGGUAGCAAGGAACGCAAGUUUGCUGGGAAUUUCUAUGGGAGGAAUCAGCAUUAAAUGAUUAGCCCAGACAGGGACUGGGCAGGAAGACACUUGAAGGUUAUGGAUCAUUUAAACGCUUCCUAACCAGAUAGAGGAUGUCGUUUGGGCCCAGCAAGGUCCUCAGAAAUGGAAAGAUGCAAGCCACGAUGAGCACUUGGACUCCGCUGAACCACCAGCUGUCUAAUGAUCAUAUAUUUGAAGAGAGGAGAGCCUUGCUUGGAAAAUGGUUUGACAAGUGGACAGACUCCCAGCGGAAGCUGGUGCUGCAGGAUUUCUUCUCCAGAUGCUCCGCGGUUCAGCUUAAGUUCCUGCGUAGGGAUCUUUGCAGCCGGGUCCCAGGAGACGCCCAGGACUUUACCGCCAUGCUGCCCAGAGUGCUGUCCCUCUACAUCUUUUCCUUUCUGGACCCGCGGAGCCUCUGCAGGUGUGCACAGGUGAGCUGGCACUGGAAGAGCCUGACGGAGCUGGACCAGCUGUGGAUGCCCAAAUGCCUUCGCUUGGGCUGGUGCAUCAGUUUUGCCCCCACACCUUUUGAGCAAGGUGUAUGGAAGAGGCACUACAUCGAAACUGUACAGGAGCUGCACAUCACUAAGCCGAAGACCCCUUGUUACCAGGAGGUGAAGGUGAUUGGCUGUCAGAGGGAGGAGUCACUGGCGGCUUACACGGGACAGGUUCGAUCAGCCGGAUCUGCCCGGCGUGGGGGGAAGGGUGCUCCAGCUGAGAGGAAGGGGCUGCCCCCGUGGAGGGACUCUGACAGACACCCGACGGACACGCUGCGCUUUAACUACCUGGAGAACCUGGACCCCAUCGAGCAGGCCAACCUCACACGAGCAAAAGCUAAGAAGAUCGACACUGCCACGACACGACACGAAAACGGCAGGAUGAAGCCACUCUGUGACUCGAGCUACAAGCUCCGCAAGGCUAAGUCACUACUGUUCCUGUCCUUGGACCUGAACUCCCGGCAGCAGAGACAAAGCAGGCCGAAAUGGGCCACUAGUGCAUCCUCGGAGUACCCGGUCACCAAGGGAAUGGCAGACAGGCUGAGUCAGGAGCCCCAGUGGAAUGCUGGGAUACGCCCAACUCCAGUGAGGGACCCAGUACCCAGGAUGAGCGAAAGAGGGCUGAAGGCAUCUCUGCGUUCUCAGAGAAGCUCCCCAACAGUACGGUUGUUCGAGGGCCAGCCCUAGAAGAUUCCUGCCUCAAAUCAGGGUUCAGCCAAGGACUGAAUGUGGUCUGGAUACUGCAGUACACCCUGAAGCCUCAUUUAACCCAUAAACAUAUCCAGCGUCCCAGACGUAGCAAAUUAACAGUAUGGGGUAAAGGAUGAUGCACUGCUAUCAAAUGGAUCUGGAAAGAAAAAGAAUGUCAGGCUUCAGGAAUGCAGGUAAAUAUAGUUUAGCGAAUUGCUCAGGGUUUUAGCAGCUGUCUGGUGGAAGGGCACUUUACAGCAAUAGCAAUUUUGACAGGGCCAUCAUACACGUCUGCCAAUUCCCAAGUGUUUUUUAA
Molecule: messenger RNA, 1646 nt
Organism: Paramormyrops kingsleyae
Lineage: Eukaryota; Metazoa; Chordata; Actinopteri; Osteoglossiformes; Mormyridae
Source: RefSeq, a predicted model, not a curated record